AUGUAUAACUUGAUUCAAUUGAAAUCUAUCUAUCUAUCUGUCUCUCUUUCUAUCUAUCUAUUCGCAUCUAUCCGUUCAUGUGAUUCUUUUCCCUCUUCCUCCCUUCCAUCUCCUUUACUAAUUCUUUCUUUUUUCUUUCUUUUCCUUCUCUAUUUACUCUCUAUUUCAAGAUUCUUAUCCAACACAAAAUCAUAUCUAUCUAUGACAGUUAAAAGUGUCUAUCUCAAUGAAGUCAUAUCUAUCUAUAUAUAUCUAUCUACCUACCUAUGUAUCACAGUUAAAAACUAUCUAGUUACAGUCAAAUAUUUAUUUAUCUAUCUAUCUGUCUGUCUGUCUAUCUAUCUAUCUAAUUAUCUAUCUGUCUGUCUAUCUAUCUAUCUAUCUGUCUAUCUAUCUAUCUAUCUAAUUAUCUAUCUAUCUAUCUAUCUAUCUGUCUAUCUAUCUAUCUGUCUGUCUAUCUAUCUAUCUGUCUGUCUGUCUAUCUAUCUAUCUAAUUAUCUAUCUGUCUGUCUAUCUAUCUAUCUAUCUAUCUGUCUAUCUAUCUAUCUAAUUAUCUAUCUGUCUGUCUAUCUAUCUAUCUAUCUAUCUAUCUGUCUAUCUAUCUAUCUAAUUAUCUAUCUGUCUGUCUAUCUAUCUAUCUAUCUAUCUGUCUAUCUAUCUAUCUAA
This is a messenger RNA of Acanthosepion pharaonis, 666 nucleotides long. The record is from the annotation of a GenBank genome assembly. NCBI's taxonomy places the organism in Eukaryota, Metazoa, Mollusca, Cephalopoda, Sepiida, Sepiidae.